Echinococcus granulosus is the source of this 744-nucleotide messenger RNA. RefSeq lists its product as hypothetical. Lineage: Eukaryota; Metazoa; Platyhelminthes; Cestoda; Cyclophyllidea; Taeniidae. The transcript is spliced from 6 exons. The record is from RefSeq and is a predicted model, not a curated record. The coding region runs from base 1 to 744 and encodes 247 amino acids.
AUGUCCUCUGCCGACAAAGUAAAAAUUUCUAGAAUUUUGAAUAAACUCAUCUUUUUAUCAAUGGUGAUAUGCUGGAACAUUAAGAAGCAGAUGUGUGCUCACUGCCACAAUGAACUUUUCAUUGAAGCAAACAAGACGGGACGCGUAGUCAGUUCUGGUGCAAUUCAUGAAUUCGACGCUCCCGUUGUCGUUGGGAAAGCAGGACUGAAUCAUAUUCUAAGGUGUGUGUUGCGUUUUGACUUAAAAAGGCUGUGCAAUGUAGAUUUUUGCAAACAAAAUUUAUCACUAAAUGUAUUUUGUUUUUGCAUACUAAAAUCGAUUUCUAAUUCCUUAUUGUCAGUAAAAAGGAAAAUGCGUAACGCCCAUUUUGCAGAGCAUUGCUAUGGACAAAAAAGUAUUUUUAAAGUGGGUUUACUGAAAAAUACCAAGAACAAGAUAAUAAGGACAGCUAUAGGCAAUACUUUGCUACGAUGCAAGAAGGUGGGGAAUUUUAAAGAAGUUGUCUCUGGUUUCGCACAAGCUGCAUCAACACGUGCAAAUGGAAUAAGAGGCUCUACAAACAAUGGAUUAAACAGCCUGCUCCCAUUGGAUUGUACCAGGCUGCAGAAACAGGAAUUUAACAACCAUACACUAACUCCAGAAACAAGGGGAGUAUAUUGGAUCAAGACUCUGCAAAUGCUCACAAUCUUUAUGAAGUGUGAAAGAAAGUCCCAUGUAGUAGCUUCAUUUGGGUAUCCAAAAUGA